ACUCAGCCCUCGGAGGUGACUGGGAGUGGAGGGAACUGGAGGGGAAUUUUGAGGCUCUCUUGUGUCCCAGCUCUGCUUCCCAACCUCCUGGUCCUCAAGAGGAAGAGCAGCACAGGUCCCACCGUCCUUGCGCUGCUGGUUCUGUGCCUUGGCUUGGACUCGUAACCACCUCCCUGACAUUAGACCCAGCAUCCCACUGGAGCUUCUUUCUAUGACCAGACCCAGGGGAUGACUUCCGCAGAACACCCCACUCCUUGGAAACACUCAGAAGACAAUGUCAGCUCAGUCUCUCCCUGCAGCAACGCCCCCUACCCUGAAGCCCCCUCGGAUCAUCCGCCCCCGACCCCCAUCUCGGCAUAGGGCUCCACACUCCCCGGGGCCUCCGCACAAUGGCUCCUCUCCGAAAGCACUUCCUCAAAUAUCCAAUGAUGCAUCAGCCUCAGUGUGCACCUCCAUCUUCUGGGAACCCCCCACGGGUUCCCUGAAGCCCCCUGCUCUUCUGCCUCCCUCAGUUUCUAGAGCCAGCCUGGACUCUCAGACUUCCCCUGACUCACCUUCCAGCACACCGAGUCCCAGCCCAGUGUCCCGGCGCUCCAUCUCCCCAGAACCAGCUCCCUGCUCUCCGGUACCCCCGCCCAAGCCCUCUGGAUCUUCCCGAACACCUUUGCCCUUGGGCCCCGUGCCUCUCCAGGAUGGCUCUGCCUCAGCCCCUGGCACGGUUCGCAGACUGGCCGGCAAGUUUGAAUGGGGAGCUGAAGGCAAGGCCCAGUCGGCAGACUCCCUGGAACGGUGCUCCCAAGGGAGCACGGAUGUGAAUGGGGAGAAAGAGACUCUCCAAGUCGGCCUUUCGGGGAAUGGGUCCCAGGAGAAUGGCACUCCCGAUGCUGCCCUGGCCUGCCCUCCAUGCUGUCCCUGUGUCUGCCAUGUAGCAAAACCCGGCCUGGAGCUCCGAUGGGUGCCUGUGGGAAGUUCUGACGACAUCCUCAGGGCUCCCUGCCGGGCAUCUCCACUCCGAGCCUCCCGCUCCCGUAUCAACCCUCCAGUCAUCAGUCACCCUCCAGUUGUGCUCACAUCCUAUCGCUCCACUGCGGAGCGCAAACUCCUACCUCCCCUCAAGCCUCCCAAGCCAACUAGAGUCAGACAGGACACCAGCACCUCUGGGGAGCUUCCACAGCCGGACCUGGAACUGCCUUCAGAAGAUGGAAUCCAAGCAGCUCCAAAGGCCUGGGAAGGGGACAGACCUGAAGAAGCUCCUCAGAACGCUCCUCCUCCGGUAGCCUUGGAGGGAAGGGAGGAGGAAGGGCUGGAGGGGCUGAAGGAGCUGCAGUGGGAGCUGCCCCUGCAGGACGAACCUUUAUACCAGACUUACCGAGCAGCUGUGCUGUCAGAGGAGCUGUGGGGUGUGGGUGAGGAUGGGGGUCCCUCUCCAGCUAAUCCUGGAGAAGCUCCCACCUUCUCCAGGCUCCCUGGACCUCGAAACACUCUGUGGCAGGAGCUCCCGGCUGUGCGAGGCAGUGGUCUCUUAGAGAGUCUAAGCCCCCAGGAAAGGCGCAUGCAGGAGAGCCUGUUUGAGGUGGUGACAUCAGAGGCCUCCUACCUGCGCUCCCUGAGGCUGCUGACCGACACCUUCGUCCUGAGCCAGGCUCUCCGGGACACCCUCACUCCUCGGGAUCAUCAUACGCUCUUCUCCAAUGUGCAGAGAGUCCAGAGUGUCAGUGAGCGGUUUCUAGGAACACUGCUGUCACGUGUUCGUUCCUCCCCACACAUCUCUGACCUGUGUGACGUGGUGCACGCCCACGCAGUUGGUCCUUUCUCCGUGUAUGUGGAUUACGUUCGGAACCAGCAGUAUCAAGAGGAGACGUAUAGCCGCCUUAUGGAUACAAACGUGCGAUUCUCUGCGGAGCUGCGCAGGCUACAGAGCCUCCCCAAAUGCGAGCGGCUCCCACUGCCAUCUUUCCUGCUACUGCCCUUCCAGCGCAUCACCCGCCUCCGGAUGUUGUUACAGAAUAUCCUAAGCCAGACAGAGGAGGGGUCCAGUCGUCAGGAGAAUGCCCAGAAGGCCUUGGGUGCUGUGAGCAAGAUCAUUGAGCGCUGCAGCGCUGAGGUGGGGCGCAUGAAGCAGACUGAAGAGCUCAUCCGACUCACCCAAAGGUUGCGCUUUCACAAAGUCAAGGCUCUCCCGCUGGUCUCCUGGUCACGGCGCCUGGAAUUGCAGGGGGAGCUGACCGAGUUGGGGUGUCGGAGGGGUGGUGUGCUCUUCACCUCCCGCCCGCGCUUCACUCCCCUCUGCCUGCUGCUCUUCAGUGACCUGCUGCUUAUAACUCAGCCCAAGAGUGGGCAGCGGCUGCAGGUUCUGGACUAUGCCCAUCGCUCCCUGGUGCAGGCCCAGCAGGUUCCUGACCCAUCUGGACCCCCUACAUUCCGACUCUCGCUUCUCAGCAACCACCAGGGCCGCCCCACCCACAGGCUACUCCAAGCGGCCUCACUGUCAGACAUGCAGCGCUGGCUAGGAGCCUUCCCUACCCCAGGCCCCCUUCCCUGUUCCCCAGACACCAUCUAUGAGGACUGUGAGUGUUCCCAGGAGCUAUGUUCAGAGCCAUCUACACCUUCCAAGACUGAGGGGCAAAGUCUGGAGUCCAAGGCUCCCCGAAAGCAUCUGCACAAGAAUCCAGAAGGUUGGCUUAAGGGGCUUCCUGGAGCUUUCCCUGCCCAACUGGUGUGUGAAGUCACAGGAGAACAUGAAAGGAGAAAGCAUCUUCGCCAGCAUCAGAAGCUCCUUGAGGCUGCAGGACCCUCUUCAGACACUCCUGACACCCCUCAACCUUAGGGCAGCCUAGGGAGGAACAGAUUGGGACACUGGCAGCAGCAUGGGGAAGACAAAGUCUGCCCAUCCAUCCAUCAACCAUCCAUCUGUCCAUCCAUCCAUUUAUCUGCUGUCAGUGGAAACACUACCUCUAGAGGCAACCAAUAGGAAUAGAGCAGCUAAUGAAACAAGACCAUCUAAGCCCACAACAAGAAAGAAUGGGGACAGCUCGAAUUGUGUUGCCAAUGGAGACAGAGGCCCUGGCCAGUGAGCAUCACAGUAUGUCUACAACCAUGGAAGAUGAAGCAGGGGCAUUGUAUUGAGAAAUGGUGUCAUUGGAGUAGUCUGUCCUAUAGACAACAGGGAUGGGAUGGGACCCAUCCAGCCAAAGUGAUUUAGGCCCAAGUAAUCAUUCUUGGUUUUACAGAAGCUACUGGUCCUGCUUUUUGAGUAUAGGAAGUAUUAAAUUAAUCUAAUACUUCUGUUUUGGGGCUACUUUCUCUGCCCGCUUAAACCACUUUCUUUCUUCUAGAAGAAUCCAGAGUGGAGACUGCACCUCAGAGAACAUGAGUGCAUGUAUGUCCAUGUAUAUGUGUAUCUAGGAAGGCAACUGUGCUGAAUGGUGUGUGUGUGUGUGUGUGUGUGUGUGUGUGUGUGUGUGUGUGUGUGUGUGUCUAUGAGAGAGAGAGAGAGAGAGAGAGAGAGAGAGAGAGAGAGAGAGCACAUACCUCUCCUGUCGGUGACUGAAUACAUCUUUUUCUUUUUCUCUCCUGUUUAUCCUCUCAUUUUCUACAAAGAAGCCAUAUGCCCUGAGUUCUAAAAGAGAGUACCAAUCUUUAGCUUGCCUAAAGAUUGGGGCUGUGAUGAGAGCCAUGGAUUCUGGUCUCUUGGUACUCUCUGGGUUCUAUGACAGUUGAAGGGUGGUAUCGUGAAGCAGUUGGUGGCCUGCCAAGGAAGGCACUGAGGACUAAGCAGUUGGGGAAUGAGAUCCUCUGCAGUCUGUGGGCCUCUUCCUGUUCCAAGCAUUGACCUCAGUGAUCCAUGUCUGCUAUGCAUCAUCUCCCAGCUUGAAUUGUCAUCGUGAUGCCAGCCAGCCUCAGCCUCAGGCUGCAGAGCAAGGUGGAUCCCAGGCCAGCCAGCAACAAUCCUGAGCCUCUCCUAUCCUGAUCCUUUCAGAAGCAGAAGGCUGAACUCAGGAGAGAAUAGAGAACUGGUGGUGUUGCUCAGACUCAACCAAGGUUUGUGCUGGAGAACCUGUCCUGUGUGGUGCUGGAGAGGUGAAGGCGAAGACAGUAGAACAGAGAGUUGCUGGGCUUGUGGCAAGGGCUUCCUAGAUCUUCACAACUGUGCAAUACUGUUCCUUCAUGCAUGACAACCUGCCCAGAUAGAGACUGCCCGGAUGACUAUGGGAGGGGUACAAUGACUCUGGGGACUUGAAGACAGAAGGGCACUUUGCGUGUCCAUAGUUUUCAUCCAGCAAAGUGCCAGCCACAUGGGAAACCUUCAAUAAAUGUCGGUGGCAUCAUACCAGGGCUCUUCAGAGCUGGAAAGAGCAGUGGUCUACAAAUAAAGUUUUGUGUGGGGGCA
Molecule: messenger RNA, 4390 nt
Organism: Rattus norvegicus (Norway rat)
Lineage: Eukaryota; Metazoa; Chordata; Mammalia; Rodentia; Muridae
Gene: Arhgef15
Product: Rho guanine nucleotide exchange factor 15
Biological process (GO): negative regulation of synapse maturation; positive regulation of Rho protein signal transduction; regulation of actin cytoskeleton organization
Cellular component (GO): plasma membrane; glutamatergic synapse; dendrite
Molecular function (GO): guanyl-nucleotide exchange factor activity
Source: RefSeq, marked validated